Molecule: messenger RNA, 612 nt
Organism: Cyphomyrmex costatus
Lineage: Eukaryota; Metazoa; Arthropoda; Insecta; Hymenoptera; Formicidae
Product: cytochrome P450 302a1, mitochondrial-like
Exons: 4
Coding region: 1-612 (203 amino acids)
Molecular function (GO): heme binding; iron ion binding; oxidoreductase activity, acting on paired donors, with incorporation or reduction of molecular oxygen
Source: RefSeq, a predicted model, not a curated record
AUGUUGCUCGCUGGUGUAGAUACUACGACAUACAGCAUGUCGUUCGUCUUGUAUCAUCUUGCAAGAAAUGCAAGUAUCCAAGAAAAAUUAAGAUUAGAAGCUACAAAUUUGUUAAAGGAUCCUACAUCACCUAUAACGGCAGAAAUUAUAAGGAAUGCUAAAUAUACUAAAGCUGUAUUAAAAGAAACUUUCAGGUUAAAUCCUCUCUCUGUAGGAAUAGGUCGUAUCCUGCAAACUGAUGUAGUCCUGAGCGGAUAUCACGUUCCUAAAGGAACUGUGAUUGUGACACAAAAUCAAGUGAUUGGUCGACUUCCCGAGUAUUUCGACGAACCAAAUUUAUUCAGAUCAGAGAGAUGGUUGCGUGAUAAUAAUGACGGAGUAAACAAGUGGAGAGAAAAGUUUGUCAAUCCGUAUACUGUAUUGCCUUUUGGCUAUGGUCCGCGAUCGUGUAUCGCAAGACGAUUCGCUGAACAAAAUUUGCAAGUUAUCUUACUCCGGAUCUGCAGAAAUCUACGGUUUACAUGGUGUGGAGAAUCUCUUGAUUCGAUUUCGUUAUUAAUCAAUAAACCUGAUGGAUCUAUUAAAUUGAGAUUCGAAAAUCUAUAUGCAUAA